Messenger RNA from Frankliniella occidentalis (western flower thrips), 5029 nucleotides. RefSeq names its product guanine nucleotide-binding protein G(I)/G(S)/G(T) subunit beta-1 (gene Gbeta13F). Gene Ontology annotation, molecular function: signaling receptor complex adaptor activity; protein binding. NCBI's taxonomy places the organism in Eukaryota, Metazoa, Arthropoda, Insecta, Thysanoptera, Thripidae. Gene Ontology annotation, biological process: G protein-coupled receptor signaling pathway. Gene Ontology annotation, cellular component: cytoplasm; heterotrimeric G-protein complex. The transcript is spliced from 9 exons. The coding region runs from base 379 to 1401 and encodes 340 amino acids. The record is from RefSeq and is a predicted model, not a curated record.
UUGACGGCAGGGCGUGGCGAGGUGAGGAGCCGAGCGGUGCGGAGCGUGGCGCAGCGUGGCGGUGCGUGGCGGUGCGGUGAGGCCCGGGCGAGCGGUGCGGUGCGGAGCGUAGCGGAGCGGGUGGUUCGCCGCAGUGAGAGACUAGGGGACAGGCCGGGCCGGCCAGCCACAGAGCGAGCGUGCGUGCGUGCGUGCGUGCGGCCGAGCGUGUGCGAGCAAGCGAGCGCGCGGGUCGUGCGCGAGUGACGUGAGUGCAGUGGUGGUGCAGUGUGGUAGUGAAGUGGCGGGCCGAGCUCAACGCCCCCCCAACCCCGUCAAGCAUGCGUGUGGCUAGUUGCCUAUGACUGCUCCUGCCGGGUCCACGAGUGUUAAGCAAUUAUGAAUGAGUUGGAAAGCCUACGGCAGGAAGCUGAAACAUUAAAAAAUGCCAUCCGAGAUGCAAGAAAGCAAGCAUGCGACACUACAUUGGUCCAGGCUACCAGCACAAUGGAGCCUAUCGGCCGAAUACAAAUGCGCACUCGGCGCACCCUUCGAGGUCACCUUGCCAAGAUUUAUGCCAUGCAUUGGGGCUCAGACUCUAGGAACCUAGUCUCUGCUUCUCAAGAUGGCAAGCUUAUAGUAUGGGACAGUUACACCACUAACAAAGUGCAUGCUAUUCCUCUUCGCUCAAGUUGGGUUAUGACAUGCGCCUAUGCACCAUCUGGGUUUUUUGUAGCCUGUGGUGGUCUUGACAACAUUUGCUCUAUUUACAGCCUGAAAACAAGAGAAGGAAAUGUACGAGUGAGCCGAGAACUCCCUGGACACACAGGUUAUUUGUCAUGCUGUCGCUUUUUAGAUGACAACCAAAUUGUUACAAGCUCUGGAGAUAUGUCUUGUGCACUAUGGGACAUAGAAACCGGCCAACAGUAUACAUCAUUCAUUGGUCACACAGGUGACGUAAUGUCACUUUCACUCUCACCAGACAUGCGAACAUUUGUUUCAGGAGCAUGUGAUGCCUCAGCAAAGCUGUGGGAUAUUCGGGAAGGUUCCUGCAAACAAACUUUCCCUGGUCAUGAAUCUGAUAUCAAUGCAGUUACGUUCUUCCCGAAUGGUUACGCAUUUGCCACAGGCUCAGAUGACGCAACUUGCCGUUUGUUUGAUAUCCGUUCAGAUCAAGAACUAGCCAUGUAUUCACACGACAACAUCAUUUGUGGUAUUACAUCUGUUGCAUUCUCUAAGUCAGGACGCCUCCUAUUGGCUGGAUAUGAUGAUUUCAACUGCAAUGUGUGGGAUUCUAUGAAGACAGAACGAGCGGGUAUCCUUGCUGGCCACGACAACAGAGUUAGCUGCUUGGGUGUAACAGAAGAUGGCAUGGCAGUUGCCACCGGCUCAUGGGAUAGCUUCCUCCGUAUUUGGAACUAAGCCCAGUUUGACAGUCCAAUGACCGCCAUACAGCUGUCAUCAUCACAGAAAAGGGGCACCACCAGCACAAGCCAAGGCACCGCAAAACUAUGGCAUCUUUCAGUUGCACAGCCGCCAGAACCAAGCAUCAGGCGACAUGUGUUUCAGAUGCCGUUGCUGCUGCUGCAUCAGUUUUUAUUGAUUUGUGGAUCGGUUAAGGGGUGGGGAAAACUUCCCCUUGAAUUUUAGCUUUUAGUUUUUAUCGUUACAUGAAGAAUGGACAAUAUUGUUUCCUUUGAUGUUAAAAUGAAAUGUGUGUGCAUGGCUAUUGCCUUCCACUCUGGAUCAUAUGAACAAGUCUUCAGUCGUUUUUAUAUGUAUCUUCACUGGCACAAAAUGUCAUUAUCUUACAAAUUUUUGCCAAAUGUUUUCUGCUCUUUAAUUUUCAAUGUUUGGGGCUUCUUGAAGCCAUUUUUACAAUUAGCACAAAUCACUUUUCAUCUGUAUCUCACAGGGAGUGGAUGAACAGAAACUUGUUUAUGAGAAUGCAUUUACUUGCAGUAUUUUUAGUUUUAAACUUAAAGCAUAGUUGAAACAAAGAUUUGUAAGGACCAGUAAUUGUUUUGUUGGACAAGUUUAUGAACUUUGUUAGAGAAGUGCCCUAAUUUAGUCUGCUUGCAUGCUGGAAGGCGGUGAUUUUGGUUGUCCCCACACCCUGGGCCUCGAGCCUGGUUUUUGCCAACUAUAUCACUCAAAUUGAGUGUUAUUACCUACUCAAUUGCCAAUUGACACUGACGGCAUUUUUUAAUCGCCUCAUUUGAGAAACUAGCUGGUCCUCGGGUUGCCUCUGACAACAAGACCAUGUUGUCUCUGCCGCGUCUCAGCCGUUUUCGCCGCUGUUUUCAAAACUCAGGUAACUGAGUCAGGGGGGCUGGGACCAUUACAAGCUGAGCAGGCUGAAAAGAGUGACCAACCCGAUCCUCUGGUUCCACUCUUUUAAUCAAAAGUCAAAGGUGGAUGUUGGAACAAAUAGCACAUGGAUAAGUCAGUUUCGUAAUUUUGUAUUGGUUUGGAAGUCUGUGUUAACUUUUUUUUUCCUUGUAACAUAGAUCAUAGAAUCUUUCCACGUCCUUGUUUUCAUUUCUGUACAACAAGAACUUAAGUGUAAUGGGAAAAAAAGAAUACUGCCAACAUUAAUUUUAUGUGACUGUACCAAACAUAUAGACCUUACCCUUUUAAAAAAAAGUAAACAUAAUGUAAUGGAAGUUUGUGGAAGUAUGAGAGUGGUUUGAUUUCUUUUUAACUUUAUUUUUCAAUUUUGAGAAAUGUGUGAGCAACUUCCAAAGGGCUGUAAAUAUGCAUUUAAAGCUUUGUAGGGAAAAAAGAAAUCUCUAGUGUAUGAAAGGAAUGCAGUUCUGAUAAAAAGUCAGUUGCGUGAAAUUGAAACAGUAAAUUAUGGGAUGUUGCACCUUUCUAAACUGCCAAUGAUUAUCAUUUUGUUUCAUACUGGUAUUGUCACUACACUUUAAUUUAAAAUUGUCAUUGUCUUUUAACUUCUACCUUUGUAGUGACAACUUUGCUGUUUAAAGGACUCUUCAAAAUUAAUUUUAUGCCUUAAUGCUGCAAACUCAUUUUUUUAUUCUUUCACCUUCCCCACCCCAUUUGUAUCACUUUUAUUUUCCUCCCCCAUUUUAAGUUUGAUUGUUUUGGGGAUGUAUCUCCUUUUAAUGCUGUGUGGUUACCCUUACAGCCUGCCUCCAUAUCUGGUGCACAGCGGGACACAGUCAUAACAUAAAGCAUUUUGUACUUUAUUUAUGAGGUUGGUGGCUGAUUUGUUAUAAAUAAAAGCAGUAUGUGUAAAUAAUUUGAAUGAAAAGAUGCCAUGGAAAGUUUUUUUUUUCCUCUCACAAAUGCAUUUCAAUAUUUAGGUUUCCUCUUGAAUGUGCAUUUGUGUGAAUGAACAAUGUGAGUCAUGUAUGUGAGUGUAUGUGAUGAGUGUAUUGCGUGAAUGUUGUCUUCAAGUGCAGAGUGUGCAGGCUAUGUAAAGUUAAUUUAAUUAUGUGUGUAAUUGCCUGACUGGUUUCAGCAGACCAGGAAGCCGAUGUUGGGUAGCAUCUUUGCUGCUCAGAUUAUAUUUAUCAUUUCUCAUAAAUGUCAAAAACAUUGUCUCCUCUCCAAAAAUCACCAAAUGAACUUCUUUUCUGUUUUUAUUGUAUGAUUCCUUUUUUUAUUUAUCAUCUUCCCAUCCCCAUUAAUUGAAGGAAAGGAGAUCUGUAGAGGAACAUUCUGCACUGAUGUUUGCUUUUGCCACUGCCUGUGGGUUGUGUUGGCGUGAGAAAGGUCAGUGUGGCACAUAGCGCCUGGAUGUUUGUAUGUGUUUGCUAAGUGCUAAUACAGCUCCACCAAGCUUCAAUUUCUCUUGCUAAGUACGAUAAUUUGAAUGAAGUACCUAAGGGCUGACCAUCAAUGAAAUAUCAUUAUGCUAAAUAUCCCAACCAGAAUGUAAGCGUGGUGCAAUUCGAGAAAAUCGCAAAAAAAUCUAUAUACAGAAUGCUAUAGCACACAUUCUUGUUGACUGGCUGGCCGCGAGGUAGAGACGAAAGGUGUUAACCGAAGUAGAGAGAGAUCAAUGUGGUGGCACCAAGACCUGUCUCCACAUAUGGGCUCAGGAUUUCUUUCUGCUUCUGUUUCUGACCACCACUUCUUUUACCGUGCUUGCCUGCAAUAGACCUCCAGAUUUCUGACAAAAGUUGUAAAUAUAGUAAACACUACACUUUUCUCGCAACUCUGGAGGUCAUGCAGUCAGAGAGAACCAAUUAAUGUUUGUAUAAAGUGUGUAUUCUGUCCUCUCAAUAUAAUUUAUUUUAAAAAUGGAAUAUUUCUACUGUUCUUAUUAACAUGGUACUGUACUGUAUCUUGAUUUUGAACAAUACACAAACAUGGUUAAGUACAGUCUAACUGUGUGUAGCUAGAUAGUCCUUUCUAUGAAAUGAUUUGAAAUGAUUGUGAAUACGAGCUGACAUCAUUUUUUUAAAAGGAAAAAACCCGUAUAAAUGUAGUCAAAAUGUGUGGAAAUACUGAGUUAAGGAAACUGGAAGUUUGAAUAACCGACAACACACCCUGCUGUUUCCUUAAAAUCACGUGAAUUCUUUGGUAGAAUGUAGCGUUUAUUGUAUCUUUUGAUUGGCAGAGGAGCGUCUGUCAUGGAAAAUAAGUUACGAAGUUGGGUUGGAACAAAUUGUGUAGAGGUCUGUUCUGCUACUUAGACAUAUUAUCCAGUCCUUACCACAAAAAAGGUCUGAAUUUCAACUCUACACAGUUUGUGCCUGAUUGAAAUUCACAAAAUUCUUUCCUGUUCACUAUUCCAUAGAUAUUUGAAGGAGAUGUCCUUCUCUCCUAAAAUGUCACAUUUUCAGCUGUUAAGUUGUGUAAUGAUAAGCAUCAAUGGGUGAGUUGAGUCAGAACUAUCCAUACCUACCUACAUAAAAAUUACUAAAGUAGUGUUAUUUUGUUCCUUUUUGUAUCUACGAGAAUGUAAAAAACAAAAAAACACCAUUGCUGUUAGCUUACGAAAGUUGUGUUUUGUGGUCUGUCUUGUAAAGUAACAUUAAAAAAAUCUCAUUUGUCCAAAUAAAGCUACUUGUCUUUA